AUGGCUAUGAUGGUCCAGGCCAUUGGUGACGAAUCCCAGGCGGUAAUAGUCCAAUAUGAAAAUGAGAUCAAGUCGGAUGGCAGUUACAAUUGGGCCUAUGGCACCUCCAAUCAGAUACAGGCCCAGGAGAGUGGUGUGGGCAGCGCCUAUGCUGCAGGAUCGGUUCAAUAUGUGGCUCCAGAUGGCCAGACGAUACAAUUGGAGUAUACUGCCGACGAGCAUGGCUAUCAGCCAAGAGGCGCACAUCUGCCCACUCCACCGCCCAUUCCCGAUUACAUUCUGAGGGGAUUGGCUUAUAUUGAGGCACAUCCGUUUACUCGCAUCCAGCUGAAAAAGUAG
This is a messenger RNA of Drosophila willistoni, 339 nucleotides long. It is a transcript of the gene Cpr67Fb, whose product is annotated as pupal cuticle protein Edg-78E. Gene Ontology annotation, molecular function: structural constituent of chitin-based larval cuticle. Lineage: Eukaryota; Metazoa; Arthropoda; Insecta; Diptera; Drosophilidae. The transcript has a single exon. Bases 1 to 339 code for a protein of 112 amino acids. Gene Ontology annotation, cellular component: chitin-based extracellular matrix. The record is from RefSeq and is a predicted model, not a curated record.